Molecule: messenger RNA, 1580 nt
Organism: Rhipicephalus sanguineus (brown dog tick)
Lineage: Eukaryota; Metazoa; Arthropoda; Arachnida; Ixodida; Ixodidae
Product: steroid 17-alpha-hydroxylase/17,20 lyase
Exons: 9
Coding region: 32-1549 (505 amino acids)
Molecular function (GO): heme binding; monooxygenase activity; oxidoreductase activity, acting on paired donors, with incorporation or reduction of molecular oxygen
Source: RefSeq, a predicted model, not a curated record
CCUUUCGUCCUCCCGCACCAAAGGCACAACCAUGAGUCUUCUCCUGGAGAAGAUAGUCUCUAAUGCGUCGGAUUGGCGAUGGAUCACCACGGUGCUGGUCUUCGCGCUGUCCUACUUACUGGGCCGCUUCUACCAUCGAGUGUCCAAGUACCCGAGGGGACCCUUUCCACUUCCACUUGUUGGAAACCUCUUAGCGCUUCGCAAUGUUAAGGACCUGCACUCCAAGGCGACCGAACUGACCAAGACGUACGGUGACGUGUUCACCCUGUGGAUGGCCCACAAGCCCAUGGUGAUCCUGAAUGGCCAUGCCGCCAUUCGCGAAGCGUUCCUCGAGCGUAGACACGAGUUUUCCGGACGCUUCCAGACCAAAAUGGGUGAAUUGCAAACUCAGGGAAACCAUGACAUUCUAUUCGAAGACUACAACCCACGAUGGAAGGCCCUCAGAAAGGUCGCUCUUGUGGCUGUCAGGAAAUACGCCGUGAGCGAUUCCCUGGAGAAACUAUGCGCAGACGUAGUUGAUGCCUACGUGGACUCAUUGCCAAACGGACCUCAGAUCAUCGACUCAAGAAAGCCUUUCUUCUACUUGCUCUACAAUGUGAUAGGAGUAUCCGUCUACGGCACAGAUUUGAAAGAAGGGGACAAGGAUAUCCGGCGUCUGGAAGCAAUCGACAGCCAAUUCGUCGAGGUCGCACCCAACGGACUGCCGAGCGACAUCGCGCCCUGGUUGGCGUUCCUGUACCGCGGACGUGAGAAAAAGAUCGAAAACUUGUUUGAAGAGUUCAGGGAGAUCGUCAACAAGCUUUUCACCAAAGCUGAAGCCACCUACGUCCCAGGCAAGACCGAGAACUUCACGCACGCCAUGAUUGCUGCUAGGGAGGAAGCUAUUCGGGAGGAGAAAGGAGACGCUGAAUACCUAACCAAAGGAAAUAUGGUGCAGGUUGUUCUGAACAUCUUUGGAGCUGCGACUGACACUUCGGCUGGAGAACUUCAGUGGCUGUUUCUAAUGCUAGCGAAGGAACCGAGCAUACAAGAAAAAAUCCAAAAGGAAAUCGAGGACACCAUCGGGAGCACGCCACCAGUUUACAAGGAUAGAGCCAGACUUCCAUAUACUGUCGCAUGCUUGCUGGAAGCACUUCGCUUCAGGCCCAUAGCUCCACUCGGUCUACCUCACAAGACGUCCACUGAGACCAAAGUUGGAGACUUGGUCAUACCCAAGGACACCGGGAUCCUGUAUAACGUCUACGGCGUAAACCACGACCCCAGGGUGUGGGAGAAGCCGGAAGAAUUCAGGCCCGAGCGCUUCUUGGACUCGGCCACCGGAAAAUUGCGCCAGGACGCCAGCCCUCUGAUAACCUUCGGCAUGGGACCCCGGACAUGUCCCGGAGAAAAGCUGGCACACGUGGACAUGUUCUACAUCCUCGUGCGACUCAUGCAGAGACUAAGUUGCAGCGCACCAGGCAAGACGUCGGAUGUGAACCUCAACGGCAAUGACUCCAGCAUCUUCCUGCUGCCCGAAAAGCAGAACAUCGUGCUCACGAGAAGGAACUAGACUUUGGUUCGGCCAAUGACCUUGAUUGUUA